Molecule: messenger RNA, 775 nt
Organism: Galdieria sulphuraria
Lineage: Eukaryota; Rhodophyta; Bangiophyceae; Galdieriales; Galdieriaceae
Exons: 5
Coding region: 3-509 (168 amino acids)
Source: RefSeq, a predicted model, not a curated record
CAAUGUUUUAUAAUCAAGGUCUAAGAGAAGGAAUCAUGGAGGCACAGGAAAACUUGACGAGACUUGGUUAUUGGGAGGGCUUAAAAAGCGUUAGUCCAGGAAUCAAGUUACUGAAUAAGAAUAUCAGUGAAUUGUUGGUCUUGGAGUCGCUAAACCAAAAAGGACUUUUAUUGACAAAGGAAAAUCCUUCGUUUCUCGGUCAACAGAUAAAGGAAACGAGAAAGCAGUUGGAAAAUUUGCUACACAAAUAUGAGUCUACCCUGUUAGAACUGGGGUCCAAAUACGUCCAAAAUACGCAACAUACAAGUUAUGUUUUCGAACAAAAUUCGCCAAUAGAGGAGACUCUUUCUUUAGAAGUUUUGAAGCAGAGUUGGUUCUCUCAGUUGGAGCAACAUGAAAGGUACACGUUGCAAGAGGCCCAUGAAGGAAUAGCUAAGUUUGUGAAUUCUUUGGACGAGUCUCUCCAGAGUCAGUUAAGAAGAGUGUUUAUGAAAGAGUUGACACAGUAACCUCCCAGUGGUGGUAGGCUGUUACAGGAAUAGACUAUCUUGUGCAGUGUUGUUAGAGUUACUAUGAGUGUUAUAAGAAACUGUCCAGAACACGUGUGUAUCUUAUGACCUUUUCUUCCUAGUGACUAUGAUAAGAAACCUAGAGGCAUUUUUUGCCUCUUCCAUAUCUUUAUUCGUAAAUGUACUCCUACCUGUGUAUACCUAUGGAGUGGAACAUUUCAAAACCAACCACAUUUAGAAAUAAAAAGGUUAAUUACAUUUGUUGU